Molecule: messenger RNA, 1023 nt
Organism: Penicillium chermesinum
Lineage: Eukaryota; Fungi; Ascomycota; Eurotiomycetes; Eurotiales; Aspergillaceae
Product: class I SAM-dependent methyltransferase
Exons: 11
Molecular function (GO): methyltransferase activity
Source: RefSeq, a predicted model, not a curated record
UUGUGCGUGCAUUGGAAAUGUUUCUGGAGAUAUGUUCUGACAUAUUCUGUUCUGAAGGACCCUGAUUUCUAUACCUUGACGGACUACCACCCAGAGGAUUUUCAAUCGGAAACCACUUCUAUCACCUCUUCAAUCGCGCGAGGUCGAUUGGAAAAUGGCCGAAGAUACCAGGCUAUGAAGGACGACUAUUGGGGUCCAUCUGAUGAACAGCAAUUCGAGGCAUUCGAGAUAGGCCAUAUGCUCUUCUUGAUUUUAGAUCACAAUGAGCCCAACCCGCUGUUCCGUGCCCCUAUCGGCGAACAGCCAAAGCAAAUUCUAGAUAUCGGAACGGGAAAGGGAAGCUGGGCUGUAGACGUUGCAGAUUUAUACCCAAAUGCAACUGUCCGCGGUGUUGACAUAUUUCCCCCUCCCGUGUCUUGGGUGCCUCCAAAUUGCGUGUUCGAAGUUGAUGAUGUCCUCCGAGAGUGGACGUGGCGAGAACCUUUUGAUUUCAUCCAUCUACGCCUAAUGUACGGAGCAUUUACCUCUGAGGAAUGGGAUCAGGUGUACAAAAGAGCCUAUGAUGCUCUUCAACCGGGUGGUUGGAUUGAACAAAUGGAGCUUGAUGUUAGAGUAUUUAGUGACGAUGGCACCUUGACGACUGACAAGGCUCUUCAUGGAUGGGGUGAUAUGUUCAUCGACUGCUCUGAGCGGGCUGGACGGUCGCUCAGAACUCAAGAGACAAUGCGUAGCACUCUGGAGAAAGCUGGAUUUGUGGAUGCCCAGGAGAAGCUUUAUAAGAUCCCCCCUCGGCCCUUGGGCAAAGGACAAGCUGUUGAAAGAAGCCGGACAACUCCAGAAUACCCACUGGAACACGGCCUUGGAGGGGAAGAAGUGCAGGUUUAUCUGGCCAAGGUACGCAAAGAGCUUCAAGACCCUCUGUUACACGGUUAUGAACUAGCCCGCCGUGUAUGGGCCAGAAAGCCCACCUUGGGCGAGCGUAAAGCAGACAAAACACCAAGCGAGGUGAAACCGCCUUCAUGA